Molecule: messenger RNA, 2368 nt
Organism: Haliotis rufescens (red abalone)
Lineage: Eukaryota; Metazoa; Mollusca; Gastropoda; Lepetellida; Haliotidae
Product: DNA damage-inducible transcript 4-like protein
Exons: 2
Coding region: 257-856 (199 amino acids)
Biological process (GO): regulation of TOR signaling; negative regulation of signal transduction; apoptotic process
Cellular component (GO): cytoplasm
Source: RefSeq, a predicted model, not a curated record
CAUUCUAUAUAAUCAGCUGAUUUGUCACCGGUUUAGUUUGACGCUGACUUCAUCGAGAACGGACAGUUGAAUGAGUUAGACGCUUGUUGCAUACAAGACUGAAAUGGUUUGUUACAGUUUUUAACCGGAAAAGACAUUUUGGAAUGUGAUAUUAACCACGUUAGUAUACCGAUCAGCUGUUACGCUUGGAUUUCUUUGUGUGCCAAGCCUGCGCAAGUUGUCAGUGUCACUUCAACAUUCAUACGAUACAAGUAAGAUGUUCGAUCAAGUUGCCCACAAGAUCAAAGACCUCUUCAGGAAUCUCUCCGAGAAAACAGAGAGGCACUCAGACUAUGCAUUGGUUAUCGAAACAGACUUCGAACACGAAAAACAUAAAGAUCACCUCGAAUCUCACGUCCCUGGUCUGAAUCAGUAUGGAACAUUUGAAGACAAUGUUGAAUAUAAUCAGUGCUUGAUGUUGAAAAACGAAAUUGAAGAUGCUUUGCGGCAUGCCAGGGAAAGCAAACUUCAAUGUGAGAUCUUGUUCCCAUGUGGGUUGAUCUCUAAGAUAUCUCAAGAUGUUGUGCGCAUGUCACAAGAUGAACCCUAUGGUCUUCGGGGGUGCCUCCUAUACAUCAAUCUGGAAGGAAAGGACUCAUGUCGUAGAAUAGCCAAGAUUGACUGUGACCCUAGAACUGUUGCUACAUUUGAGCUACACCUUAGCUUGAAGGAAGAUAAUAGAGGUUGGGUGAUGAUUCAGAAACUGUAUGUUACGAUUAAAGGUUGUUUCAAGAAUUCCAGAUGGAGGUCCUUGCCCAAAAUCUUAUGUUCAGGUUUUCAACUGGAGAAGACCAAAUUGUACCGGAGCAACAAUUAGAUUAAGCAAUUUUUGCAUCGAUCUAUCCAUGGCAGUGGAGAAUGUGGCAUACUGUGCAGCUAGUUUAGUAUGCAUUUGAGUGCAUGAGUACCAGUUAUUGUUUACACUGGAGUGCUGAAUGAAAGGUGGACUGUAUGUUGUGAUAAAGACUGUGUGAUACACUCAAACUGAAAGCCAUCAUCAGAUGACCACACAGAUGGGAGGGCAGAUCUUCAGGGCUCCUGUCAUGUAAGGAUUUUCAUAUACUGAAUCCAAGACUGUGAUAGAAGAAGUUGGCACUAUGGCAUUCAUUGACUGAUUUUUGUAGAUUUUGUUAGUUCUCUUUUUUAACUGUACAAAUUACCUGUACUCUUCUAAUAGGACAAAUAGACCACAGAAUGACUGUAGUGAUUUGUAUGUUAGUGCACUUUGAUUGAGGCUCUUGUACAUAGUAUACAAGCACUUCCGUAUUUGUUAGCAUGCAGAGAAAUACUUUGUCUGUUUAGUACAAUGUUAUACUCUAUCCAUAAAAUCUUGUAUUUUUUUAUGCUGCCAAAUGUAAGACAAUAUGUCAUACAAUUGUACAAGUGCUAAUUCACUAUCAGAAACAAGUCAUUAACAGACAAUCAAAUAAGAUGAAUAAAUGAAAUCCAGGUUUUCUCUAAACAAAUCUUUCUCUUUCAUCAAAAUCCUAAACUUUUAGAAUUUCAUUAAUUUCUUGUCUAAAUAAUAUAGAUGUUAAAAAAUAAACAUCAGAUUUAGUUUCAUUUUUCUUUUAAAAGUUGCAUUACUGUGCUAUUUUGUCCAAAUCCAAAUGGUAUUGCUGUGGAAGAGAACUUGUCCUUCUUUUAUCUGAAAAAUGGGAAAAAAAUGCUCUAAAUUUUUUUCCAACAUUUUAUUGAAAUGUUUACCAAUAUUUUACCAAGCAAGAAAAAAUAGGAUAUUCUCUGACAUCAAAGAAAUAUCCAAUGUCUGAAAACAUAAGUAAUAUGUGGCUGUAUGAAAUGUGUUUCUUAUUGUUGGUAUCAUUUUGAACAAAAAAUCCUUUUACUUAGAAAAUCAACAAUAUAUUUUAUUCAUACCUUUCAAUGGUUUAACAUCAUUUAUAACUUACUUUGCUGUCGAUGGUAAUAUGCUUGUAAAUUAAGAUGAUAUAAAUGUUGGCUGAGAUUUGUGAUAUUACAUUAAUUCUACUUAAAAUGGCGACAUUCUAUAAGUAUUACUUUGGCACUCUGUGCUCCUAUUGGCUUACAUUUCUGGGUGGUGUUUCAAUAUGAUCUGCUCUUGUUUAUGCUAAAUACUUUAUUCUUAAUUUAUGACAUCAGCAUUUACAGCUUACUGUUACUGCCAUCAUGUAAUGAGUGCAAUAAUUGAUUGCGAGGUUGUGAUAAUCCUGUAUGCAGAUUGGCCUCAUUGUGUUUGUAUUUGCAUUACACAAUAGUAGCCUACAGCGGUAUUACAAUUCUACAAUAUCUGAUGAAUGUUUCAUACUUUUGCAUUUUCUUACAUUAUCAUUAAAUGUUAUCAAUUUUA